Molecule: messenger RNA, 708 nt
Organism: Cryphonectria parasitica EP155
Lineage: Eukaryota; Fungi; Ascomycota; Sordariomycetes; Diaporthales; Cryphonectriaceae
Exons: 4
Coding region: 1-708 (235 amino acids)
Cellular component (GO): membrane; endomembrane system
Source: RefSeq, a predicted model, not a curated record
AUGGCCAAUAUAACACAUCCUCUCCAGAGGCUAGCCUCGCCUUCAAGGUCUCUAUCUGCAAUAGUCCAUCUUCUUGGCAUAACUUCUUUUUCCCUGUCAUUCCGAUGGCUCGUCAUGUACCCUAGUCCUCAACAGCAGGAGUUUGGCGGCAGCUUCCAAUUCCUGACGAUCAUCGGCUUGGCUCUUGCUCUUACAAGCAUGGUUUUCGGGCUCCUCGCGGACCUGACCUUGAAUCAAAGCCUGUUCAAGAUCAAGAAUAUCAUAUCCGUCUGCUCAACUCCAUUGGAAGUGCUGAUAAGCAUUUUGUACUGGGGUAUCAGCUUCAUCGACAAGAGGCUGUUAGUUCCUGAGGAGCUUCAACUGCCCUUCCUACCGGACUUUGGUUUCCAUGCCAUGCCGGCUAUCAUGUUAGCCCUCGACCUGCUGCUUUUGAGCCCGCCCUGGACCAUCAAAUUCCAGGGAGCAAUGAUGCUAAGCACGGUGAUCGCAUUCAUGUACUGGGCGUGGAUCGAGUACUGUUUCUCUCACAAUCAGACAUAUCCAUAUCCUAUCUUCACGCUUCUCACCACACCUCAGAGAAUUGCGCUGUUCGUUGGGUCAGGCAUCACCUGUGCCAUUAGUACGAUGGGCUUGAAGUGGCUAUACGGCAAGAUCAACGGCAUUGAGGAGUUCAAGAAAGAAGCUAUCAACCCGGCCAAGCUAGAGUAA